This is a messenger RNA of Carassius gibelio (silver crucian carp), 2174 nucleotides long. It is a transcript of the gene cry4, whose product is annotated as cryptochrome circadian regulator 4. Bases 228 to 1898 code for a protein of 556 amino acids. The record is from RefSeq and is a predicted model, not a curated record. Lineage: Eukaryota; Metazoa; Chordata; Actinopteri; Cypriniformes; Cyprinidae. Gene Ontology annotation, molecular function: FAD binding; DNA binding. The transcript is spliced from 11 exons. Gene Ontology annotation, biological process: entrainment of circadian clock by photoperiod; circadian regulation of gene expression. Gene Ontology annotation, cellular component: cytoplasm; nucleus.
GGUCGUCCAAUAGGAUGUGAGGAGGGCGGGAUCAGGUCACAUAAUGCUAAUGUGUUUCUUUCCGCGUUUUGGCCGGCUAAUAAUUAUAAACUAGAUAUUAGUUAUUAAUGAUGUUGAAACACACGGGUCGUGUUUCUAACUUUUAAUUGGUUGAAGUGUCCUAAUGGAUGCUGCCUGAGGCGAUUUGGAGUUCCCCACUGAAGCGUUGAGAUCGUGAUCCAGUCGUCAUGAGUCACCGCACUAUCCAUCUCUUCCGUAAGGGCCUGCGGCUGCAUGAUAACCCCACCCUGCUGGGGGCGCUGGCGAGCUCCUCCGCACUCUUCCCCGUCUACGUCCUGGACCGCACCUUCCUGGAGGGGGCGAUGGGCUUGGGCCCGCCACGCUGGCGCUUCAUCCUGCAGAGUCUGGAGGAUCUGGACGCUCGUCUGCGUGCGCUGGGCUCACGGCUCUACGUCCUGCGCGGGUCGACGACGGCGCUGCUGCAUGACCUCGUGACCCGGUGGGGCGUCACACAGAUCAGCUACGACACGGAGGUGGAGCCGUAUUACACGUGCAUGGAGCGGGAAAUACAAGCGCUGGCGCAGGAGCGCGGACUCCAGACGUACACACGUGUGUCUCACACGCUCUACGAUGUCAGGAGGAUCGUGAAGGCCAACGGCGGCUCUCCUCCGCUCACGUAUAAGAAGUUCCUGCAUGUUUUGUCUGUUUUGGGUGAACCAGAGGAACCGGUGCGAGAUGUCAGUGCUGAGGACUUCCUGAGAUGCUCGCCCCCUGUGGAGCCACACCUCGAGCAGACGUACAGCGUCCCGUCUCUGGCGGAUCUGGGUCUGGAGCUUGAGACUGAGGUCUUGUGGCCCGGUGGAGAGACACACGCGCUCCAGAAACUCCACAAACACUUCCAGAGUCAGGGAUGGGUGUCGAACGUCUCCAAAGCGCGGACGGUUCCCAACUCUCUGCUGCCCAGCACCACGGGUCUCAGUCCGUACCUGAGUCUGGGCUGUCUGUCGGUCCGCACCUUCUACCACCGACUCAGCAGCGUCUGCGCGCAGGCGAAGAACCACUCGCUGCCGCCCGUGUCUCUCCAGGGUCAGGUUCUGUGGCGUGAGUUUUUCUACACCGUCGCGUCAGCCACGCCGAACUUCACCAAGAUGCAGGGGAACCCUAUUUGUCUGCAGAUCGACUGGUACCACGAUCCAGAGGCUCUGGAGAAAUGGAGAACCGCUCAGACGGGCUUCCCGUGGAUCGACGCCAUCAUGACCCAGCUGCGGCAGGAGGGCUGGAUCCAUCAUCUGGCGCGGCACGCCGUGGCCUGCUUCCUGACACGAGGAGAUCUCUGGAUCAGCUGGGAGGAGGGCAUGAAGGUGUUCGAGGAGCUCCUGUUAGACGCAGACUAUAGCGUGAACGCCGGGAACUGGAUGUGGUUAUCCGCUAGCGCAUUCUUCCACAAAUACACCAGGAUCUUCUGCCCCGUGCGCUUCGGUCGUCGAACUGACCCUCAAGGACAGUAUGUGAGGAAAUACCUGCCGGUUCUGAAGAACUUCCCCUCGCAGUAUAUUUACGAGCCGUGGAAAGCUCCAGAAGACGUCCAGCUCAGUGCCGGCUGCAUCAUUGGUAAGGACUAUCCUCGUCCCAUGGUGUGCCACACCGAGGCCAGUCAAAGGAACCUGGGUUUGAUGCGUCAGGUGCGCACCGAGCAGCAGAACACGGCCGAACUCACGCGAGAUGUGGCAGAUGACCCGAUGGAGGCGGAGCUUAAGCAUGAGCUGCAGGAGGAGGAGCUUCUAGAGGGGGCGGAGCAACACAGCACAUCCAAACGUUUCAGCAGUGAUGCUGAUCAUAAGUCCCGCCCCUGCAGCUGGACGCCUGAGACUCUACAGUUGAGCGGAGAGGUCAUGUGACUCUAGAACUGCCCAAUCAGACCACAGUAUUGACAUGGAAAUAUGAAUCAUGUUAUAUUGAACCAAAGACAGCAUUUGAACUCUAUUGAUCAGUUUGUUGGUGCGUUUUUCCGUGUUCAUGAGAGAUUUAUCAACAUUGAACAGUUUGUGAACUAAAAGAGCUGAAUUAUAUAUUUUAUGCAACAAUCUUCCUAAUGCAAAUGUGUGGGGUUUUUUCAGCCAUGUGAUAAACGUGUAUAUUGUGCAAAAGAUUAAAUAAAAUAAAUCACCUGUAAA